Molecule: messenger RNA, 2148 nt
Organism: Manacus vitellinus (golden-collared manakin)
Lineage: Eukaryota; Metazoa; Chordata; Aves; Passeriformes; Pipridae
Gene: STK32C
Product: serine/threonine kinase 32C
Exons: 12
Coding region: 1-1278 (425 amino acids)
Biological process (GO): protein phosphorylation; regulation of signal transduction; G protein-coupled receptor signaling pathway
Molecular function (GO): ATP binding; G protein-coupled receptor kinase activity; G protein-coupled receptor binding
Source: RefSeq, a predicted model, not a curated record
AUGUUUCACUGGAGCAAGUGGAAGAAGAGGAUGGGAGCGAGCGCAUCCUCCUCCAAGAGACCCGUCUUCGACGAGAGGGAGGACGUGAACUUUGACCACUUCCAGAUUCUCCGGGCGAUUGGGAAGGGAAGCUUUGGCAAGGUGUGCAUCGUGCAGAAGAGAGACACAGAGAAGAUGUAUGCCAUGAAGUACAUGAACAAGCAGCAGUGCAUCGAGAGGGACGAGGUGCGCAACGUGUUCAGAGAGCUGGAGAUCCUGCAGGAGAUCGAGCACGUGUUCCUGGUGAACCUCUGGUACUCCUUCCAGGAUGAGGAGGACAUGUUCAUGGUGGUGGACCUGCUUCUGGGUGGUGAUCUGCGCUAUCACCUGCAGCAGAAUGUUCAGUUUACUGAGGAGACGGUGAAACUCUACAUCUGUGAGAUGGCUCUGGCUCUCGACUACCUGCGGAGCCAGCACAUCAUCCACAGAGAUGUAAAGCCAGACAACAUCCUCCUUGAUGAGCAAGGUCAUGCCCAUUUAACAGAUUUUAAUAUUGCAACAAUAAUUAGGGAUGGUGAAAGAGCGACUGCGUUGGCUGGGACAAAGCCCUACAUGGCCCCAGAGAUUUUCCAUUCCUUCCUGAACGGCGGGACGGGCUAUUCCUUCGAGGUGGACUGGUGGUCUCUUGGAGUGAUGGCUUACGAGCUGCUGCGGGGCUGGAGGCCGUAUGACAUCCACUCCAACAACCCUGUGGAGUCCCUGGUGCAGCUCUUCAGCACUGUCAGUGUUCAGUACUCCUCGGCCUGGUCCAAAGAGAUGGUUGCGCUGCUGCGGAAGCUGCUGACAGUGAACCCUGAGCAUCGCUUCUCCUGCCUGGGCGAUAUCCAGGCCUCGACGUACCUGUCUGGUGUGGUCUGGAGUGAUGUCUGUGGGAAGCGCGUGGAGCCCGGCUUCGUCCCCAACAAGGGCCGCCUGCACUGUGACCCCACCUUUGAGCUGGAGGAGAUGAUUUUGGAGUCGAGGCCCCUGCACAAAAAGAAGAAGAGGCUUGCAAAGAACAAGUCGAGAGAUAACAGCAAAGACAGCUCCCAGUCUGAAAAUGACUAUCUUCAGGAAUGCCUUGAAGCUAUCCAGCAGGACUUUGUCAUCUUCAACAGAGAGAAACUAAAGAAGAGCCAAGAGCAGCCGAUUGAGUCCGUGUCUGCCUCCGAGACCACUGACGAAGCCGAGGCGGAGGCUGAGUCCGAGCCCUCCAACCUGCACAUGUGCAGCUCCGUGUGCUCCUCGGGCAGCAGUUAGGCUGGAGCCCCGGGCGAGGGUCUCCGCCCGCGCCGCUCACCUGCCUCAGGUGCGCUGAGCACCCGAGCUGACCCCGCUGCCACCCGAGAGCACCGACAGCUCGUCCUGCAGAGCUGGAGACAGAGAGUUCACACAGAACUGCCCUCCUGGGUUAUGGAGCGCCAGCCCGGCACGUCGUGGGGGAAGACACUGCCUAUGCAACUUGCCAAGGGGAGAUCAACUUCUUUACUUGUUUUAAUGCCAGGUUGCUGAAUGCACGUUUUCAAAUGCAGUGAGUGGACAAGGAAAGAAGCCGCAUCCUUGGGUCCCACGGGGGAAGACACGGAGCAGGGAGGAAGGCUGAAGAGGUAGUUGGAGUUUGACUUUUCUCUGUUCCCUGUUCACAAAGGUUGCAGGGGGACAAGCAAUCCCUGUGCAAGCUGUAGCAGCCCUGAGGCCUCUCCAGUCUGUGGUGGGUGGCACCAGCUCCUGGGAGCCUCCAGCUGUUUGAGUCCUGCAGCAUGAGGACGUCCCAGGCACCUCCUUGUCCUUGCGUCGCCUGUCAGUUCCUUUCCUGACUCCGGGCAAAUAAAUGUUUUUUGUGCACUCCAUGGAUUCUUCAGGGACUGGGUAAAGUGUAAUGGGUUCAAUGUGUAUUUGAGAUGCAGAAUGUAUUUAAAAUAUUUGCUUUCUCCACGUGGCUGCUGCAGGCAGCGGGGAGCUGUGGGAUGGACUGGAGGGUCUGGCUCUGCCUGGGUUUGGAGGACACAGUUUAUCACAGGCUCAGGUUUAGCUGGAGGCAGAAUGAGUGGCCUAGCAAGGCUGCUCAGUUAUGAAAGACAGGAAUAUCUUAUUGUACCCUUCAAUUUGCUUUAUUUUCAAUGUAAAAUA